AUGGCCGGCCUUCACUCGUGGGACGCCGAGGCUGAGAAGGCUCUGAUUCUAUCCGUGCUGAGCAUUGCCUACAAUGGCGCGGGUCCGAAGCCUGACUGGGCUCGCGUCACCCAGCGAAUGAACCGUAUCGGAUACGACUUUACGACCGCUGCCCUCACUCAGCGCUGGCGCAAGUCUCUCUUGAAGCCUUACAACGCUCGUGUCAACGAGACUGCUACCGCGCCCAUCACCCCCGUUGCUUCUCGCAAGCGUGCUGCCCCCGGCUCGGACAUCAUGGCCUCUGGCAGUCAGACCCGAACCUCCAUUAGCCGUGGCUCUGGCCCGGCCCAGGCUGCUCAUGAGAUGUCCACGCUUGCCCUCUCGGCCGACAACGGUGGCGAUGAUACUGAGCCCGACAUGGAGGGUUCCAAGAAGCGCAUCAAGAUCUCUCACGGUGGUGCUGCUGCUGGACUUGAUGACCAGGAGAUUGAUCUCACCAAUGGCGACACUGAUGUCAAUAUGGAGGACGCCGAUGCCCCUGCCGCUGCUGGCCUCCCUGGUCAGAGUAUCGACCUCACUGAUGAUCAGGUCAAGGUUGUCAAGCUGGAGGCCAAACCUGACUUUCCCAGCUUCAGCCGCCAUGCCCGUGAGCGCAGCUUGACUCUGAACCCCGUCAUUGCCAACGAGAUCUACUUCGACCACGGCAAGAAGACGGCCCAGUCGCUUCCCCCUUCCAAGCCUCGCGUCUACGAGGAUUCCGUCUAG
Messenger RNA from Colletotrichum orchidophilum, 744 nucleotides. RefSeq lists its product as uncharacterized. The transcript has 3 exons. The coding region runs from base 1 to 744 and encodes 247 amino acids. The record is from RefSeq and is a predicted model, not a curated record. Lineage: Eukaryota; Fungi; Ascomycota; Sordariomycetes; Glomerellales; Glomerellaceae.